AUGCCAGGCACGACGGCCAGCCUGCUCGUCGCGGCCAUCAUUCUCGCCGUAUAUGCUCUCUACCGCGCCGCACUGCCCAAGCCCAUUCCCGGCAUCCCAUACGAUGCCACCUCGUCGCGUAGACUGCUCGGCAAUGUGCCGGCCAUGCUUGCGAACAUCAAGAAGAGCGAGGGCACCUUUAUCACUUAUGUGACCGACCUCAUGGACUCGCUCAACUCGCCCAUCAUCCAGGUCUUCAUCCGCCCCUUUGGCAAGCCACUCGUCAUUCUGGCCGAUUUCCGCGAGGCCCACGACCUGAUGACCCGCCGGAAAGAAUUCGAUCGAUCAGACGUCGUGGGCGACUUGUUCCUGGGGGUCGCGCCAAACCACCACAUUCGCCAAAAGACGAAUGACAUCUUUAAAGCCCAGCGUCGUCUCAUUCAGGACCUCAUGACGCCUACUUUCCUACACGACGUCGCCGCCCCUGCCAUUCUGCAGAAAGUCAACUUGCUCAUGGACCUCUGGCGCGUCAAAGCGCGCGCCGCUCGUGGACAUCCUUGGGUAGCCAACGCCGACCUCAACCACAUGUCGCUCGAUGCGAUCAGCGCCUUUGCAUUCGGCGCCGGCUUUCAGCACAGCGCGGUACAACCCGAUCUGGACGCAGUCAAGGCGCAGGCCUACAACCUCCCCGCUAGCAAGGAUGAGCCCAUCGUGUUCGCCCAGGGCCAAAAAGAUCAGCUUCUGCAGUCCAUCCUGGACCUGACCCAUACGAUUGGCGAAGUACAAGGCAACCCGUCGCCGCGAUUAACGUGGGCGUAUGUGAUGCGCAAGCCCAAGAUCCAGAAAGCGGCCAGGAGCAAAGACGACUGCCUCAAGCGAGAGCUCCAGGACGCCGUCAAGCGCUUUCAAGAUGGCAACAAUCGGGAUGUCAAACUGCGCUCUGCAGUGGAUCGAAUGAUUCUGAACGAGAGAGAUCUGGCUGAAAAGGAUGGACGCUCGCCCGAGUACUUCUCGGGCGUGAUGAUUGACGAGCUCUUCGGGUUCAUCUUCGCAGGCCAUGAAACGACCAGCACCGCGCUCUGCUGGGGUCUGAAAUUCCUGGCCGACAAUAAAGACACACAGGAUAAGCUGCGUGAGGCGCUCUGGACGUCGUUUGCCACGGCGAAGGGGCAAGGCCGUGAGCCGACAAUUGAAGAGAUCACCGGCGCGCGGGUCCCCUAUCUCGAGGCAACGAUGGAGGAAAUCUUGCGCUGUGCGGGCGCCGCUUCGUUCGUCGAUCGACAGGCCAUGGUCGAUACCCAGCUCCUCGGGUAUGGCAUCCCCAAGGGCACCAGCGUCACCACUCUGGUGACAGGCGCCUCCAUGAUGCGUCCUGCCUUUCAGGUGGACGAGGCUCGGCGCUCAGCGACCAGUCAGUCGGCCAAGAAAAACGGCCACGACCGGGCAUGGGAUCCGAGCGACAUAUCGCGCUUCAAGCCCGAGCGUUGGCUCGCGACCAGUGAAAAGGGCACGGCGUUCGAUGCCACGGCAGGACCACAGCUCGCCUUCGGACUGGGCACGCGCGGCUGCUAUGGGAAGAGGCUGGCGUACGUAGAGAUUAAGAUUUUCCUGACCGUGAUGAUAUGGAACUUUGAGCUCUUGAGAUGUCCUCCGGUGCUUUCGGGGUACAAAUCAAACCUCUACAUGACGCAUGAGCCACGAAGCUGCUACGUGCGUCUGCGGGAGGUUGGCCCACCGGGUGCUUAG
Aspergillus bombycis is the source of this 1725-nucleotide messenger RNA. RefSeq lists its product as uncharacterized. Lineage: Eukaryota; Fungi; Ascomycota; Eurotiomycetes; Eurotiales; Aspergillaceae. Gene Ontology annotation, molecular function: heme binding; monooxygenase activity; oxidoreductase activity, acting on paired donors, with incorporation or reduction of molecular oxygen. The coding region runs from base 1 to 1725 and encodes 574 amino acids. The record is from RefSeq and is a predicted model, not a curated record. The transcript has 2 exons.